Molecule: messenger RNA, 1848 nt
Organism: Perkinsus marinus ATCC 50983
Lineage: Eukaryota; Perkinsozoa; Perkinsida; Perkinsidae
Product: nicotinate phosphoribosyltransferase, putative
Exons: 17
Coding region: 1-1848 (615 amino acids)
Biological process (GO): NAD+ biosynthetic process
Molecular function (GO): nicotinate phosphoribosyltransferase activity
Source: RefSeq, a predicted model, not a curated record
AUGCUUCCUACUCCUAUUACUCCUGCUAGUGGUCAUCAUCAGCACCACCAUAGUGUGGACUUGAGUAAUCAGAAGGAUCUAUCUAAACUACGCAGUAGCUCGUGCAUUGCUAGAGGAUAUCAAGAAGAUGAGGACGAAUUAGGCUCGCCUGGGUUGGCAUGGGUCCGUCAUGGGGGCAAGAGGUGUGAUCCAAAUAUGGGCACACCCCAUUCGGACGUUAUAGAGUCCACAUUAACAGACCUAUAUCAAAUUACUAUGGCAUAUGCUUAUUGGCAAGCAGCUAAGACCGAAGACCAUGCAGUCUUUGACGUCUACUUCCGCAAGUGCCCCUUCAACGGCGAGUUCGUAGUCUGUGCUGGUAUAGACGAGGUUGUGAGGUUUGUCAAUACGUUCUGUUUCACUCCAAUGAAUAUAGAGUAUUUGAAGACCCAACUUCCUACUGCAUCCGAUGAGUUCUUCCAAUACCUCCUCACACUAGAUGCUAAGGACGUUACCAUACAUGCUGUCAGAGAAGGCGACUUUGUAUUCCCGCGGGAGCCGGUCCUACGUGUUGCUGGCCCACUCAUUGUAUGCCAGCUGCUGGAGACAGGCAUACUCACUCUCCUCAACUUCCCCUGUCUUAUAGCCACACAGGCAGCGAGGUUACGUAUAGCUGCUGGCGACUCGGCUAGGCUCAUGGAGUUCGGUUGUCGUCGAGCCCAGGGUCCAGAUGGAGCUCUCUCGGCCAGUCGCUACGCCUACAUUGGAGGCUUUGAUGCCACAUCCAACGUUAAAGCUGGUCAUGCAUUCGACAUACCCCUGGGUGGUACACAUGCUCAUGCCUUCGUGACUAGCUUCCAUGGACUUGAGGAUCUUGAUCAUCCCUGCAGGCCACCAGACACGAGUAAUUAUAACCCCAACCCGAGGAUAGACCUCUGCAUUGCCUUAGAUUUGAGGGUACUAGCUUAUGUCGUUCAUGUUCUUGAACCCUUCGCACAGGUCGAGAUGUGUAAUGAUGGCGAACUAGUGGCGUUUAUACGCUACGCCCAGGCCUUCCCAUCGGCCUUCCUUGCACUAGUUGAUACCUUCGAGACUUUAUCUUCUGGCAUCCCCAACUUCAUCAGUGUUGCCCUUGGUCUAUGGAGGAUCGCCUCUUCCAAGGCCAUAGGGAUACGUCUAGACAGUGGCGAUUUGGCGUAUCUCAGUAUCAAGACUCGAGAGCUCUUCCUUCGUGCUGGUGAUGCUUUCGAAUCUGAGGGAUUCUCCUUCAUAAAAACCACUACUAUAGUAGUAUCCAAUGAUAUUAACGAGGAUGUGAUGAUAUCCCUCAAGGAACAGAAGCAUUGUAUCGAUUCAUUCGGCAUUGGCACCAAUCUGGUGACUUGCCAAGCUCAACCAGCACUGGGGAUGGUAUACAAACUAGUUGAGUUGAAUGAUCAGCCUAAGAUGAAGUUAUCUCAAGACAUAGCCAAACAGGGAAUCCCAUCGCGGAAGGCGCUAUUCCGUCUUUACGGUAUGGAUGGUAUCCCUAUACUAGACUUGAUGCAAGGGGUUGAUGAGCCGGAGCCGAAGCCCCAUGAGAGGGUAUUCUGUCGCCACUUGUUCGACGAGCAAAAGAGAUGCUAUGUGAGACCUGAACGAGUUAAGAAUAUGCUCGUUUGUAUUUGGGAUCAUGGUAUUGAUAGACUUCUAUCACCCGCACCAUUUCGAUGCUGUAGGGAACAGUUCGAUAAGGUCAGGCGGUCCUUUAGACAGGAUCAUCUUAGGCCCGUUAACCCCACACCGUACAAAGUGAGCACCUCUGGGGAGUUCUUUGAUUUCUAUCGACAAUUCUGGCAGGAGACGGUACCAGUCAGAGAGUUCAGUUAA